Molecule: messenger RNA, 8278 nt
Organism: Anthonomus grandis grandis
Lineage: Eukaryota; Metazoa; Arthropoda; Insecta; Coleoptera; Curculionidae
Gene: Nelf-A
Product: negative elongation factor A
Exons: 10
Coding region: 29-1840 (603 amino acids)
Biological process (GO): negative regulation of transcription elongation by RNA polymerase II
Cellular component (GO): NELF complex
Source: RefSeq, a predicted model, not a curated record
CGUCAUCAAAACGUCAGUGUACCCCAAGAUGGCGAAUGUGCGUGACAGUGAUACCUCCUUGUGGCUUCACAAUAAACUCGGAACAUCAAACGAUUCCUGGACCGGAGGCUCGAUUUGUUCCCAAUUAAACGUCGAGGUAUUAAGGAACAUUAAAGAAUGUUUCCCGGACCUUCAAACCCAAGUGAAAUUAAAACUUUUGCUCAGUUUCUUCCACAUCCCGCGCAGAAACUUGGAAGAGUGGAAAUCGGAGCUAGAGCAAAUACUUGAUGUGGCCCUCCAAGAUUCUGAAUUGUGGGUAGGAAUGAUUGCAGAUGCCUUAAAAACAUACCCGUCAAGUGGUUCACUAAAUAUAGACAUUACAGAUGCUGAAGAAGUCAGACAGAUUUUCAGUGAUUUAAUAAAUGACCUUAAAAAACAUGUUUGGAAGCAAAAUGAACACACAAUUUUACCAAUGGAGUGUCAUUAUUUAAAUAAAAAUGCUUUAGUAUCAGUGGUUGGUCACAGGCCAGAACCAAUAAAACACUUUACAAUAAAGAAAAAGCCAAAAUCCUUCCUUCUUAGGGCCGAUUUACUCCAAAAGUCAUCAGAUGCAGCUUCCAACUUAAAAAAAGCGAGCGCCCCCGUUAUUCCUGUUAGAUCGAGGGGCAUGCCCAGAAAAAUGACUGAUACCACACCCUUAAAAGGCAUACCCAGCAGGGUACCAACUUCAGGGUUCAGAUCUAAUACCCUUAGCACCAGCAUGACCAAUAGGCCUCCACUGACAAGAAUUCCCUCUGGUAGAAAAGAGGGUGGUGUAAAGUUGUUGGAUAUUGCAGAUCAGCCUUUAGGAUAUGCUGCUGCGAAAAAAAGGAAAAAGCAGCAAGAAAUGGAAGAAAACCAAGCAAAAAAAGCCCUUCAAGAGAACCAACCUGGUCUACAAAGCCCGCCAUUGGUCAAAAAAGAGCCUGCAAGCACUCCGGAUUAUGCGGCGGGCUUGGGAAAUGCCACGCCCGCUUAUGCGCCGGCCACACCUCAACCCACUGUCACUCCCACAGCAACGACGCCAUCAAAUAUCAACUCUCCGCCGGCGACGCCAGCGACCCCAAGUGUCGCGAAGGCGACGCCCGUGGUGACACAAUUGACGCCGCCGACGCCCCAGGCCGCCUCGAUUACGCCCCCGACACCGCAGUUACAAUCGACCGCUGCACCGGUGCAACAUAUACAGCUGCAACCGGCCCAACAGCCUCAACAAACCCAGCAAGCAGUGGCACCUCAGUUGGUCACCCCGCAAUACAUUACCACUCAGACCUUAAGGCCAGUGCCUCCGUUGCUCGCGACGGCUCCAAAUGGUCAAAGAACUAUUAUUACUACCGACCAAACGAGCAGUCUACAGCCUCAACAGAUCAUCGCGGGAACGCCGGUGGUGGUUACCCAAAGGGCUGCACAACCACAGCAGCAGCAAUCGCAACAGACUGUUACGCAUAUAAGGCUACAGCCCCAGCCGGCUAAUCAUUUGCAGAAGAGGGGACUUGCUCUUACGCGUGAACAAAUGCUCGAAGCGCAAGACAUGUUCCGCACAGCAAACAAAGUCACCCGACCAGAAAAAGCCCUUAUACUCGGCUUUAUGGCCGGUUCACGUGAUAAUCCGUGCCCACAUCUCGGCAACAUCGUAACAAUCAAACUGUCAGAGGACCAAGAAACGGUGAUGCAACCGGACGAGAGUUGCGUCACUAUGUUAGUGGAAACCCACUUCCAGAUGAACUACAAUAACGGCGAAUGGAAACGGAUCAAGAAGUACCGACAGAUAAAUACGGAAAUCGAACAUUUACAACAAACGCAAGCGGCCACCGCGCUCGUAUGAUUAAAGUUAAAUAAUGUGCCGCCGGUGGUUUUGGAUGUGAGUAAGGCGUGAGGAUCGCUGAGUGAGUAUAUGAUCGAUUGUAAAGAAGAAAAAAAAGAUCGUGAUUGGGGUUUUAUUUGGCCACUUUAUGUUGGAUUCUCUAACAUAUUUAUAAAAAUUGCCUUUCGUAAAUAAAAAUAUUUAAGAAAAUAAUAAAAAGUCAACUUUGGGACAUGCUGCCAUUCAAAGAAAUAUAUCAAUGAUUAAGGUAAAUGUAGCCAUCUUCGGACAGUUAAGGAAAAAUUUUAGCUUUAGCAUUCUCUGCAGAUGUCAAGAGAGGGCAACUUUAAGAUUACGAAAACUUGAUAGAAGUAAAAUUUAGUGCUUUGAACAGAAAGCAAAAAAAAUAGUAUAUUGAAAACACACGAAUGUCCCAGCUGUCGGAUAUCUAGAAAUGUCGGGACCUCAUUAAUAGGAUACGAAUUGACCCAAUAGAGGGACGUAAUAUAUUUUUUAUUUAGGCCGUCGUCCCACCAAAGAUACGCGACGGCGACGCGAAGGCGAUACGAUUUCGCCUGGACACAUUCAGACGACAUGCAGUGGCCCCACCAAAGAUACGCGUUUCGUGUUUCCUACGUUUAGUUGUUCAGUUUAGUUCAAAAUGUCAUUGAGUGAAGACGAGGAUGUGGUUGCAAUGUAUUGGUAUUUGCGGAAUAGAAAAAAAAAUAAAAUGGCAAAAAAAAGAAAAUGGUGUGUGCAUCCUUUUAUUGAGAAAAAUUUAAAAAAAAAAUGUUUGUUGCUGCUAAGGAGCUGCACAGACAUUCAUUAAAAUCCAGUUCAGCAUUUUGCUGUGCCAUAAUAAACAAAACUUCGAUAAAUGAAAAAAAAAAAACGCCAACACACACAGCUUGAAUGUUGCUUCGCAACUGACAGGUCCAGUCUCCCGGCAACACGAAGGCGACACGCUUUUGGAUGUGUCUUCGGCGCAGCGUUGGUGGGAACAAAAUAAUUUUAAAACAUGGGUUCGACACGAAAGAUACACGCUGGCGACAUCGCGGAGAUGUGGCGUCGCUGUCGUGUAUCUUUGGUGGGACGACGGCCUUAGUUUAGUUAACUGCACUUUUAUUAUACAGGGUGUUUUUUUAAUAUUGCCACAAAAUUCAGUGGCGUAUUCCUUGGACGAAAUCAAGCAAAAAACUUGCUAUGGUGUUUCCUCAGGUGGUAGAGUUGAAAGAAACACUAGAUAGUAGAUAUUUUUUUGAAAAGUGAUACCCGGUUCAAAGCAUCCAUAGCGUUUUUCCUAUACACAAUUUAAAUUUUUAUAUUCGCCAAUAGCGUUCAUGCGGGCUUUGAACUGAACAUUUUUUUUUAAAUAAAAGGGCACGUCAUUAUUUUUUCUUGUAACAAAAAAUAUUUUUAAAUUCUUAAUUUCUUUUAGAGCGUCUCUAAUUUCGCCGGAUUCACGGUUUUCGCAUACAAAAAUAAAAAUCAUUAUUGUGGAUAGCCAUAACGCCUAAAUCUGAUUAUUCUAAUUCUAAAGUAAUACUCGACUUUUAUAACUCUAUUUUCAUUUUUUGAAGUUUUUCCGGUAAAACAUUCUUUAUAAUACUAAUACAUACAUGUAUACAUGAACCAAAUUUAUCGAAAAAGGUAAGUUUUUUUCUUUCAACUUUUCACUCUGUAGUGUAAAAUCUAAGACGUGUAGAACACAUGCUCAUAGGAAUCUUUAUCCCUGAUUUUAUCCUAGGAACACGCUUCUGAAUUUUGUCGCAAUAUUAAAAAAACAGCCUGCAUUAAAGAACAAGUAAAUUUAAAGGUUAAAAGAAAUGUAUCUACUAUUUAUUACUAUCUAUAAACCUAAAUCAAAUUCUACUAAAAAAAAAUAUGUUUAGGCGCUCAUUGCAGCACAGAUAAAAUAAAUAUUAAUAUGCAUCAUAGCUAAAACCUAUUCUUUUACUUCUGAAAUAAAAUAUAAUCCUCUUUUGUUUAAAAUCUUUGACUCUUACUGUAAUUACAUCUUCUCUUUGGUAAUACAAAACAUUCCUUGACUGGCCACUUCCAAUUGGCAGAACUGGCUUCAAUUGCCUUGACUUUGUAUUCAUUUUCUUUUUGUUUGAUCUCAAGACAGAGUCUGGAAAAUAUGCUGUUGACAUCUGGAUUUUGUUUAUUUGUUUCUAUUGGAUGUUUUUAUAACUUCUUGAGUAACUUUAUUUCUAUCCUGUUUGUCAAUCCUUUGUUUUUUCGAUAAUUUUUUUUUCGCAUUUUCGUCUCUCAAAGCUUUAUCAUCUGAUAGUACAACUAAAUGCACUUUUUCUUUGUUCUUUUUAGUUUUAUUUUCUUUUUCAUCUGGUGACAUUUUCCAGAAUAAGGUUUUUAAAUAUAGUUAAAAUGGUACUGGGCGAGUUAGGUAUCUUUUAUUUUAUUAGGAAACUUUUCCAAUGCAUGUAUAUAAAAUACGGCAACCCUUAUUCUCGUGAUCAAUUUAGCCAGGAGUUAUAUUUAUGUCUGUUUCUAUAAUUACAUUGUUCUUAACUUUAUUUAUUGUUUGAUUUUCUUCAUAAAAGCUAUUAUUUGAAAAAAUUGUAAUAUCAAUAUCAUCUUAUUAUGUAAUAUCAAUUCAUAUUAGUAUUGUAUUAAAAUUUGUCAGAGUACUAUUUCUACUUUUAUCAGAAUUCGAUAAAUUAAUACUUCUUUUUUUGCUUCAUUAUUUUCUGCAAUCAUAUCUAAUUUUGGAGAAAUUGAGAAAUCAGUAAUGCGUGAACUGGAGAUAAUAGACAUUUCCUGAAGUUGUUCUGUAAUUUUUAAAUUAUCAUUGAUGUUGAUAUGUAUACUUUGAAUAUUAUUUUCAACAAUAUCUUGCAACUUUUGUGUAAUAUUAUUAUUAUUAACCCCAGUAAUAUUUGCAUCUUCUUUUAGCUUUUGCCAAAAGGUAAAUACGGCUUUGUCUUAAGGAUUUCCUUGCCACAGAACUCCGGAUGAUUGAAACUUACCAAUUUUUUCUUUAUUAAAUUGUUCAAACUAUAACAGAGAAUUAAAAUCACCUUUUAUUUAGUUGAUUAAUUUAGGAUUUAUUUUUAUAGGUCCACGACUUCUAAAUCCAUUUCUUAUGAUAUAUGAAAGCCGAUCAUUAAGAUUCUUAAGAUUUCUUUCUAAACAUCUCAAACAUCUGUCAGUUUAGCAUCAUUUUGUUCCAUCCUUCACUGGUUCUUUUCCUUUUCAAUUUUUAAUGAAAUACCGCAACGUCUAACGGUUGUAAUAUAUUAGUGUAGUUAUGGUGCAGACUUACAGGAAUUAUUUUAUUUUUGGAUACUAUUUGCUAAUUAUGAUUUAGAAAUAGGAAAUCCACAUAAAGGAUAAAGGACCCAGUUGACUAAAUGAUUUUCUUCCUCCCUGGUCAAGUACGUAUCUGGUCCCAACUUUACAUUUAUUAAAGUUUUACCAGCCUUUUUGUCACUUAAAGUGGAUUUUGGUACAUUAAAUGUUUUACUUGCCAUUUGACACUCUAUUUUGAAUGGUUUCCAGAACAUUAAUUAGACCAUGCCUUUAAUAAGAUUGGUAUUUGGACAUACUUGUAUGUAUACAGGGUGUUACAGAAUAAGAUGCUGAUCCUUAAGGGUGUUAAUCCUUAGGUGAUUUUAAGAAGAAAAGUUCAAAUCAAGCUAUGUCUAAACUCCUUAACUUUGGAGCUACAGAGUGUUCAAAAAACUAUAUGAGUGUUGUGGUGGCCACUUUCAACAGCUAAUAAAAAACUAUUUUUAUUUUUGUUCUCCUAUUAUUCUUUUAACUUAAUUGUAAAAUAAUGUAUGUACAUAUUUUUAUAAAAUAAAUAAAUUAAAUUUUUUUUACUAAUAAAUUGACCGCGCAUAAAAAUGUUUUUAUUAUUUUUCCGCGGUAAUCGCAUGUCGAACGAAAAAAUCAAGAAAUCUAAUUUGCGCUAAAAUGAAUGGGAAUUAUAAAAAUAGUUUUUAUUUUACGUACGGACUGUUCUUGUACGGACGCCACUGAUUAAAGUUUUUAACAAAAUCUCCUACAUCAAAAAAUGGGUGUUGAGACUCAGAGGGUGUCUGCUAAAUUUCAUAAACAUAUCUAGGAAAUUAUGAAAGUUAUGAUGAAGAAACGAUUUUUUUUCUUAAAAUGUUAAUACCCUGUAACAAAAUUUAAGGGGUUUAGGGCAUAGCUUUAUUUAAACUUUUCUUUUUAAAAACAACCUAGGGAUUAACACUCUUAAGGAUCAGCAUGUUAUUAUGUAAAACCCUGUAUGCGGGGAUCAAAAAAAUCUGGAAAAAAGUGAUCUAUUACUAUAACAAUUCUGAGUAAGUAGAUACUGAAAAUAUAUGUACUUAUUCUACAGAGGGUACCGAAUCCCCGGACCGCUGAACUUAUGGUCAGUAUAAUUUUUUUUUUAAUUUUACAAAAAUUAAAUUUGUAUUGAAAACAAAAUCUUUUCUAUAAAUAAUUGAUUAAAAUACCCAAGCUAUUUAAAAUGUUAGCUUCAAAAUUUAACAAAAUUGCUUUAAAAAUAAUUCGAACUGAAAGGACCGAAUCCUCGGACAAUAACUGUCGGAGGAUUCAGUAUAUCAUAAAAAAACGCUGUCCGGAUUCUAGUCCAAAAACUAAUCAAAUUUUUUCCUAGACUUUUGUGCAAUUAUAUUAUAAAAUUAUAAAAGCAAUGAAUUAUAAACACAGGAUGUUAUUAACCAAUAUUCGGACGAGUCCGAUUUUUUGAAGUUGUGAGAUUUUUCUUGCCCCAAUGCCUGAACAACUCAUUUUAAAAUGAGAAAAGAAGUUUAUAGCACAAAUAAAACUAAAAUAAGUACUAAAAUAUAUGUAAAGAAACAUUUUACAAUAAAAUUUUUAGUGUACCAUAAUACCUUCACCAAGGGCUCUACACUCUUUGCCGAAAACUGUUUACUAAUUAUAUGCGUUAUUCUAUUAUAAUUUCGCUGCUGGAGGUAUAACUUACAUAGACAUUGCUGUAAAUUUUUUUUUUUGCAAAACAUCAAAAUAUCUUAUCAAUGAGGAAAACAUUGAUAUCUGUCCGAAUACUAGGUCACGUUGGUACAUUUACUUUAUGACAUAUAAAUUGGCAUAAUUUCAAAACGGGUUUUGAAUUAUUAAGCAGUAAUAUUUAAUAUUACAGUUCUGUCUGCAAGUCUGUGAAGCUUUUUUUAAAAAAAAAUAAUUUAAACUUACCUCUAAUCAAAAGAAAUCGUCGAUAAACGAAGUACAAACGAACCCGCGUAUGUAUGGCUUAAGGACCAUUGGCGUUUAUUUUUAAUUUUAACUUUGGCGCUUGUCCAAUACUUAAUCGGAUAUUACAGCAAAACGGAUUUUUUGUUCAGGAUCAAAAGAUCAUUCGGUGCGGCAUAAAAGUGUCUUUAACCUGAUAUUAAGAACCGAUUUUUGGCAUUUGUGCCUUUCUGCCUUGAUAUCGUCGGUACUUCCAUAACAUUCUUUUUGCGUUGCUCCGACAUUCUCCUAGUUAUUUGUGUUUUAUAUUCCGAGUUCGGAUUAGAUGAUAAAUUUAAAGCACACACUCAUCCUCCACAUCAGGACAUUCGAAUUUUGUUAUAGUGACAUUAUUCAUAAGGGUCAUCUCUUCAUCUUUGGAAACUAUCGAAACUCCCUAAGACGGCCAAUCCUCUGUUGACUAAUGUAUAAAAAUGUUUUAGCAACCUCUAUCUUUGUAUAAUUGUUUCCAAUUGAGUGUCGUAAAACCCCCUAGCCAAUCACAAAUCCUCAAUAAACAGGGUCAAAGACAGGUUAGGCUUCCUGUUAGGAUUUACUUCAAACCACUGGUAAGGAUAUUGCAUAGGUAACUUUCCUGAUUGUUGGUUUGCGAUAGAUAUGAACAAUGGUCAGAAAAUCAGUAAGGACUAUUGUUUACUGUAUGUUUACUAUAUAAUAUGUAUAGGAAAAAAAUGAUCCUUCAAACUCAAGUCAGGUUUAAACAUUAAAAUAUUUAUAAGACUGAUCCAGUUACAUUUUAAUUUUCUUAUAAUACAGUAAUUGAGUUUCAGAAAUGUAGUAAUAUUACGUUAAUAUCGGUAGUAAGACAUGUUGGUCCAAUACUCUGAACUCUCAAUGAACGCCCUAGUAAUCUUUCAGUUCAGAAUUGUCCAACUGAUACCGAUACAGCAAUUUAUAUUUUUAGAUGAUUUUUGUAAAUAUUUUGCAGUUUUUAUUUUAGACAAAUUAAUGAUGACUAACUUUUGACAAAAAAAAAUACAAAAGUAUGCUUUUUGAGUGUGUAAUAGUUUUUUCGUGCCUAGCACGUAUUGUAUAUUGAGAUUUAGUUAAUUUUAAUUAAGGCCUCAUGAAUUUAUAUGUAUAUAUAUAUAAGCAGAAAUUAAUUAGUUUUUUUUUUUGUACAAACGUUUUUAUUUUCGGCAAGAUGUUGUUAUCGAACUUUCGUAUAUUUGUUAAUGUAUAUAAAUAAAAAAUAUUUAAUAUUUUUAA